AUGUCGUCAGGAGCCUUCAAUGUCUUCCGCGUUGCGGGGGAUAUCUUUCACAUAUCCUCGAAAGGAAUCCUCAUGUAUGCGAUACAUCGCAACCGCAGUGCUGAAGGAGUGUCGAUGAUUACACAGAUCCUCUACGCGAUCGUUUUCUGUACUCGAUACCUCGAUAUCUUCACCGAGCCGUCGCCGUAUAAUCUUUUCUUCAAAAUCUUCUACAUCACUUCUUCGCUUUACAUCAUUGCUAUCAUGCAAUGGGUCUUCCCCAGAACUAGAGAGCGCGAGAUAUCAUGGAAGAUUGGUGCAGCCAUUCUCGGCGGCUCAUUUAUCGUCUCGCCUUUUGCCAUGCUUAUAUUUGAGAGCUAUUGGAGCUUCUCUCAGUGGCUCUGGGACUUCUCUGUAAUACUCGAAUCGGUCUGCGUUCUCCCUCAGCUUCUUCUCUUGCGCCAAACCACGGUCCCGACGGUUAUAAAUUCGUUCUAUCUGCUUGCCCUCGGCACCUAUCGUUUUCUCUAUGUCCUGAACUGGAUCUAUCGAGGGGUUGAUCCCUCCAGUAGACCACCCAACGCCGUUUCGGUCAUCUUUGGUGUCAUCCAAACCGCUCUGUUCAUUGACUUCUUCUGGUGCUACUACACACGCCCCCGUGUCAGGCUACGAAACGGUGGCAUUGUCGAUGCCCAAGACUAUCAACGGGGUUGGCUUAUCGGACGGAUCAUCGGUCCAAAUGUACACGUGGAGCAUGAUGAUGAUGAAGAGUCCAGCCCGGCGACUGGCGGUCGCAACCAACCUCGGAGCUCGGCUCGCCCGAAGUGGGGAUCUCGGGGAAUUUCUGUCUCCGCUGAUGAUGGUAUUCAUGAGACGGAGAGGCUGACUGGUCACCAAAACGACGUGGACUUCGAUGAUGCAGUUGACCCCGACGCCAGGAUGCACGAUCCAGAUGACCUCGCCAAAGCCCUUGACGACGAUGACGAGGACUCGGCACUCCCUUCUGUGCAUACAACUGGUAACGGUGAGCCAAGCGGCGUGACGAAUGGCGAGGAAUGGCGGGAUAAUUGA
Molecule: messenger RNA, 1050 nt
Organism: Scedosporium apiospermum
Lineage: Eukaryota; Fungi; Ascomycota; Sordariomycetes; Microascales; Microascaceae
Exons: 4
Coding region: 1-1050 (349 amino acids)
Biological process (GO): endoplasmic reticulum to Golgi vesicle-mediated transport; protein retention in ER lumen
Cellular component (GO): endoplasmic reticulum; cis-Golgi network; membrane
Molecular function (GO): ER lumen protein retrieval receptor activity
Source: RefSeq, a predicted model, not a curated record